GGGCGUCACUGGACGGAGUGGGCGGUGAAGCGGCAAGCAGGGACGCGGCGGGGGGAGAGGAAGGACGGGGAAAGUCACGGUUCAGGCAAGUGUCCUGAAUGACGUAAAGCUGGGUAGUCAUUGACCCCAAGGAUUGGAGUUCGGACUCCUGUAUUUACACGGUUUGUCUAUUAACCUUGUUCACCAAGUUCUGUUCCCAGAAGUGAAGCGCUCGCAACCAAGGAAUGGGCUCGCGGUCUGUGUCCGAGGCUUCCAUCCUUCUCCUGCUCUCGGUUAUCGUGCGAGGUGAACUCCCCGAUGGAGUAAGCUGCGAUCCCGGCGUGACCAUAACAGGGGGCACGGUGACCCUGUCCAAUGGCGUGGCCGUUGGGAGCGUCCUGCGGUACAUUUGCCCGUCCGGAUUUUACCCCGAUCCGACAGCGAGCCGAACGUGCCAGAGCAGCGGCCAGUGGAGCACCAUGAGGGAUUCGCGCAGACGGACUGUUCGGAAGGCCGCCUGCAGAGGGUUUCGCUGCCCGCCACCCACAGUCGAACACGGGUCGUUCUUCCCACGGAGGGGGUCGCAUGUUCCGGGAGACAUGGUCAGCAUCGUGUGCGACGAUGGGUACCAGCUGCGGGGGUCGAGCAGCCGGUCCUGCCUGCCCAAUGGACGCUGGAAUGGCAGCACUACUGCCUGUGAUGAUGGAAUGGGUACCUGCCCAAAUCCCGGAAUUCCACCGGGAAGCAUCAAAACUGGGAAGAACUAUGACGUGGGCGACAAGGUCCAAUACCGAUGUCAGGGUGACUUGGUUCUGAUUGGUUCGUCGGUGAGGGUCUGCCUGGAGACGGGAGUGUGGACGGGCUCCGAGCCCAGCUGCCAGCACAAAUUUUCCUUUGAUCUCCCGGAAGAAGUGGCGAUGCAUUUCUCAUCCUCCUUCUCCCUGCUGCUGUCCGAGUCGAAGGAGGAGCCUGUAAAGUCAGAUCAGCUCGGCAGGAAGAUCAUCCUGAGACAGAAUGAGAAACUUUACAUCUACGUGCUGCUGGACGUCUCCGGGAGCAUUACCAGGGACGAUUUCCAGACAGCAAAGGAGAUCCUGAGCAAGUUCAUUGACAUGAUUGGCCGCUUUGAGGUGAGCGUGAGGUACGCCAUCCUCCUCUUCGGCUCCCAGACCCGUGACGUCGUCCACAUCGGCGCUGAGGAAUCCUCAGAUUCCAGGGAGGUGUCUGACAUUGUGUCCGCAAUGAAGUAUGACGAUUACGUGGUGAAGAGGAACUUGGGAACCAACGUGACCGGAGCUUUCAAAACCGUCUACGGGAUGAUGAGUUACGCCCGGACGAACAUGAAGGACCGACUGGACGAAUGGAUGCAGAUCCGCCACGUGAUCCUGGUCUUCACGGACGGACGGGCCAACGUGGACGGGGUGCCCACAGGCAUAAUGAAUCGCAUUCGCAGUUUCCUGGAGAUCGAGAAUUCUCGGGAGGACUACCUGGAUGUCUAUGUGUUCGGACUCGGUCAAAACGCCGACAAGGAGCAGAUCAACUCCAUUGCGUCCAAGAAGGCGAACGAGAGACACGCCUUCUUCCUGGCAAACGAAACACAUCUUAACACCGUCUUCAACCAUUUGCUGGACCUCUCCUCUGUGGGAAGCCUCUGCGGAUUUGCCAACAAGAGUUUAAAUGCCACCGAUGAACAGCGUUCUUACCCCUGGUUCACUGACAUCCUCCACAACCAGAAACCGAAUAGCCGCUGCUCCGGCUCCAUCGUGGCACCGCAGUGGAUUCUGACGGCGGCUCACUGUUUCGGAAACCUGGCGAAUGAAGACCCCAGCGACCUAUCCAUACGCGUGGGGAGUUCUGUCAAGAUCAUAGUGAAGAUUGAGCAAAUCAUUGUGCAUCCGCAGUACAAUCUGACCGGGAAGAUAGCGAAGAAGAUCCGUGAAUUCUACGAUUAUGACGUGGCUCUGAUCAAACUGGCGACAGAGCUGAAAUUCACAACGGACAUCAGACCCAUCUGCCUGCCCUGCACCGAGGAGACUAGUGUGGCUCUGCGCAGAUCGCGGACGGGAACGAGCUGCUCCGAUCACGAAAGCGAUCUACUGCCGAUGUCAGGAAUAGUGGAAGCAAAAUUUGUCCGGACCAAGAACUACCUCCAAACCUUAGAAAAUGUGAAAAUAAAGAUGGCGGGACAGGCUCGAGCUGAGUGUGAAAGAGAUGCUCUCAGAGCCGGAGUCUACGUUAACGUGAGUGAUGUCAAGGAGGUGGUGACCGACCGCUUUUUGUGCACAGGAGGCAAUCAGGAGGCCGUCAGCUGCAAGGGAGAUUCUGGCGGUCCCCUGUCGGUGGGGAAGCUGUACCGGUACAUCCAGGUGGGUGUUGUGAGCUGGGGCGUGAAGGACGUCUGUAUGGCCUCUUCCCCCCCAGUCGACGCCAGGGACUUCCACCUCAACGUGUUCCGGGUGGUGGAUUGGCUCCGGGAGCACCUUGCCGGGAGUGUGCGCUUCCUACAGCCCCGGCCAGGCCCGUAGGAGUG
This is a messenger RNA of Hypanus sabinus (Atlantic stingray), 2509 nucleotides long. Its product is annotated as complement factor B-like. Gene Ontology annotation, biological process: complement activation; proteolysis. Lineage: Eukaryota; Metazoa; Chordata; Chondrichthyes; Myliobatiformes; Dasyatidae. The record is from RefSeq and is a predicted model, not a curated record. The transcript is spliced from 18 exons. The coding region runs from base 225 to 2504 and encodes 759 amino acids. Gene Ontology annotation, cellular component: extracellular region. Gene Ontology annotation, molecular function: serine-type endopeptidase activity.